This is a messenger RNA of Prunus armeniaca (apricot), 213 nucleotides long. The record is from the annotation of a GenBank genome assembly. Lineage: Eukaryota; Viridiplantae; Streptophyta; Magnoliopsida; Rosales; Rosaceae.
AUGGAUCCAUCCCAGAAAUUAAUUGCGACUAUUGAGGCUCAGAAACUAUUUGUCUCUGAGAUUGGGUUAAUCACUCACAAUAAAGCUCCAUUGAAUGUUUUAGGGAUGAAAAAAUUGAGCUUCGAGACGAAGAAAGAUAUGGCAUUGGGAUUGCAGUGGGAACUGAAAAAUUUGUCCUUCAAUGUUUCUAUUUGCAUUGAAAAUUAUAACUAA